UUUCAGAACUAGCGGCCACGAGAAUACGCAGAACAUAUAAUUUUAGACGAUUUUAACUGGAAAAAUGACAUCAAUGGAGGAAAUGUUGCGCGAGGCGGCAAAUGAAGUGCUCCAAUCGAGAAUUCCGCCCGGUUACGUUUUAUACCCGAAUUACGAGCAAUAUUGGUCUCACGAGCACGGAAUGUUCUAUAAUCCGGACACUGAACAAUUUUACCGACCGGAAGACAAAACAGUCUAUCAGUUGAAUGCAGAAGGAUCAGAAUAUGUUCUCGUGGAACGGAGAAAGCCUACAUACUGGGCAAGCCGAAGCUACCGUAAGCGAGCCAUUGAUCUUCUUGGAUCUGCCGAAUUCAAAAAAUUCGAUCAAAAUGAAGUGAAUAUCUGUGAAAUUGCAUUCGGAAUGGUUGAUAAAGUGAUAAAAGGCGAAGAAAUGGAAAAAGAAAAAGAGUAUUUGAGAUCAAUUGCUAAUAAUAAAGUAGCACUGAUGCAACAUCGAAUUAAUAAAGUUUUCAAAGGAAAUCGCAGGAGGAAAAAUCCACAUAGACAAUACGUUGCAAAUGUGGACGAAUCAAGUGGCCACGUGGAAUACACAUUACAAGUCGACGACUAUUUCGAUUGGGAAGACGCAUAUGAGGAUAAUAGUGAUGAUGAAUUCAGUGAAAAAGAUGAGCAAGCUGUUCUGAUGCACCAAGAAGGAUUCGAUCAACCGCCAUGUAUGCGUGUAAUGGAUGCACUUCGACGUCUUCAUAUUAUUACAAUUUCCGGUGGAUAUCUGGGAUCUGAUAGAGAUUGUGAGAUUGUUGUAUCGAAUCAAUUGUUACCGGAAAGAUGUGCAGAGAUUGUAUAUUCGGAAGAAGCUCAGUGUUAUUCAAUUGAAAAAUUAGAAGACGCUUGUAUACUUCAAGUUAAUGGAAAUAAUGUUAAGACUUCCUCGCCCGUAGAUCUCUGUCAAGGCGAUUCGAUUCUUCUUUCCGGUGAACGAUUCGAUGUACACGUGCAUAACGGAUCCAAUACUUGCCCUGGAUGUGAGCCCGGCCUCCAACAAGGCGACGAUGACAUUGCACCGGUUACUACAGUACCCGCAAAGAAUAUUCGUGGAGAAGUUGCGAGACGAAAAAACCUGAAACAAAUGAUGAAGUCCUAUGGUAUUCGACCGGAUGAUGUGCUCAGCGAGCCGAUAAGGAAACGACCGGCCACUGGACCAUCAGAGAUGAAUAUUCAUAGAUCAGAAGCUCCGGGUUCCUCUUCUGAUAUGUAUGGAUCUUGUGCAGCAAAGCCAAUGCCAGAAGGUCAGCGAAAGUUUGAUCUUCCGUCCACGUCAGCGGCUGUAGCAGCAGCAGCAGCACCAAAACCCCUAGAUUCUGGAAAUGUUGGCUUCAAACUUCUGAAAUCAAUGGGUUGGAGUGAAGGUCAAGGACUCGGAAAAGAGAAACAAGGACACGUGGAACCAGUGGCAACUGAAGUGAAGAAUAAUCGGAAGGGAUUAGGAGCCAAUGAGAAGGAGCCACCGACGAAAAGUUACAAGGAUCAAGUGUUGGAAAAGACGAAACAGAGAUUUAAUGAGGUCCGGAAAUGUGAAAUUAUUCUGAAAAAUUUGUAAUAUUUGCUACCCGCUAAAAAGGGAACGAUAUCCACAGAUCGUGUUCUCCCGGAGAAGAAUUCCAGUUUUUUUUGCCGGAAUUCUUGAUUUUGGACCACUUUUGCUGAUUAUUUUCCUUCGAAUUAGUAUCUCUUAUUUUUAUUAUAAAGACGUAAAAAAGUCCCUUUUGAAAUCAACAAAAUGCUUUUUUAAAGCGAUUUUUCCACUAAUUUAAAAACGGAAAGCUACAUUCAAACUCCGAAAAAAAACCAGAAACUAUGACAUUUUUCAGAAACGCUGAACUCCCUCCUGUCUUCCAAACACAUCGAGACGUCAAUCAAUUGAUGAUUACAUUCUACUCCAGCUUCGAAGCACAACAAUUUCAUGUUCCUAAAUUAUUUAUGUCUUGUUCUCGUGUACUCCUGGAAAAAUCAAAUUCCAUCACCCAUAAUGAUAAAAAUGUUCAAAGAAA
Molecule: messenger RNA, 2051 nt
Organism: Caenorhabditis elegans
Lineage: Eukaryota; Metazoa; Nematoda; Chromadorea; Rhabditida; Rhabditidae
Gene: Y55D9A.2
Product: G-patch domain-containing protein
Exons: 7
Coding region: 65-1600 (511 amino acids)
Biological process (GO): animal gross anatomical part developmental process
Molecular function (GO): nucleic acid binding
Source: RefSeq, marked reviewed